AUGGCCGAUGUCUCUGCCAUGGUGUCGCCGCCGUCGGCGCAAGAUUUGCAGGCGCUGAUGUCGCUUGACCGCAAGAAGGACGAUGAGGAAGCCCUCCCGCCUAACCACCGUGGCAUCGUCCCAUGGCCGCGGCCACCCUACUACCCCAUCAUCGGCAACCUUCUCGACAUCGACUCGACGCAGAUCCAGGACUCGAUUCGAGUACUGGUGAACAAGAUGGGACCGGCGUUUGAGAUGAACGUUCUCGGAAACCAGACAUUUGUUGUUGCGAGCCAGGAGAUGUGCGACUUCAUCUGUAAUGAGGCCAAGUUUGAGAAGUACAUCUCGAAGGCGCUCCAGGAUGUCCGCAACUAUGCAGGCGACGGACUCUUCACCGCCUUCUCGUGGGAGAACAACUGGGACAUCGCCCACCGCAUUCUGGUCCCUGCCUUUGGUCCGAUUCCCAUUAGAAAAAUGCAGGCCGGCAUGCUCGACAUCGCCUCCCAGAUGUUGAUCUACUGGGAGUGCCAUGCCGGACAGCCGUUCGAGGCUGCUAACCACUUCACCCGCCUGACGUUCGACACCAUCGGAUGGUGCUCCUUCAAGUACAGGUUCAACUCGUUCCACUCUGACACGCUCCACCCGUUCGUGGAGGGCAUGUUCGAGCUUCUGCGCGGCUCCGGGCACCGCGCAUUCCGCCCGGCGUUCCUGAACAAGCUGUUUUACAAGGAGAACGCCCGCUACUGGGACACGAUCCAUAAGCUCUGGGCGACCUGCGACGAGGUUGUUGCGCACCGUCGUGCGAACCCCGACCCGGAUGCGAACGAUCUUCUGAACAACAUGAUCAACGACCGUGACCCUAAGACUGGCGAGGCGCUCUCGGAUGAGAACAUCCGCUACCAGAUGGUCACCUUCUUGAUCGCCGGCCACGAGACGACGUCGAGUACGCUAGCCUUCGCGCUCUACUACAUGCUCAAGCAGCCCCGCAUCUACCAAAAGGCGCGCGAGGAGUCGGACGCGGCCAUCGCCGCCGUGGGAGGAAACUACCUCAAGCUGAACCCUUCCCAGUUCCCCUACAUUGACGCCAUUCUGAAGGAGGCCCUCCGCCUUCACUCGCCCGUCCCCGCGUUUAGCGUCAAGCCGAAGAACCCGAACGGCGAGAUUCUACCUGGCGGCUACUACGUUCCUCACGGCAAGCAGAUCAGCUGUGUCGUCGAGAACGUCCACCAGGACAUUGCCUCGUGGGGCGAGGACGCGGCCGACUUCCGUCCGGAGCGUUUCUUCGAAGGCUUCCCCAAGAAGCCCAACGCGUGGAAGGCAUUCGGCAACGGCGCGCGUGCUUGCGUCGGACGCAUCUUCGCCAUCCAGGAGGCGAUCCUCGCGCUUGCGCUUAUCACGGCUCGCUUCGACGUCGAGCUCGCCGACCCGUCGUACACCCUCAAGGUGAAGCAGGCUCUCGCGCUCAAGCCGGACAACUUCAACAUCAAGGCAUACCCCCGCAAGGGCAGGCAUCAAAACCUGCUCAACGAGUUCCUGCUCGGCUCGGCGGCGAUCACCAAGGAGGAGGCUGCGACGGCGAACGGUACCAAAACCCCACCGGUGUCGCGCCGCGGCAAGCUCUACGUCCUGUACGGGUCCAACUCGGGGACUUGCGAGGAGUUUGCGCAGGAGGUCGCGGCCGAAGGUCAGGCGAGCGGAUUCGAGAUCAACAUCGGUGCCCUGGACGACGUCGUCCCUGAUGCCAAGCUGCCGACGGAUGCGCCGGUCAUCAUCUGCACGACGUCGUACGAGGGCCAGCCGACCGACAACGCGCGCGAGUUCAUUCAGUCCCUCCGCGGCCUGAACCCGGAGGACAAGCCGAUGGCCGGCGUGCGCUACAUCAUCAUGGGCGCGGGCCACCGCGACUGGAGCGAGACGUUCCACCGCAUUCCUCUUCUCGUCGACAAGCGUCUCGAGGAGCUCGGCGGUGAGCGUCUUCUCGAGCUCUCCCUCGCCGAUGCCGGCGACGACCUUCUCGGCGACUUUGAGAAGUUCAAGGGCCGCCUUUGGGACCACUUUGGCACGACCGAAGACGCCAAGGACGUCAAGUCCACGACCGCCGACAAGCCCAGCAUCAAGGUCCUCCCCGCGACUGCCAACUCGGCGUCGGGCACCUUCGCCGACAUGUCGACUGGCACCGUUGUGUCGCAGCGUGUCAUCGGCCCCGCUGAGCGCGACCUCCCCGAGACGCGCUACAUUACGAUUCGCCUUCCGGACGGUCAGAGCUUCCAGGCCGGCGACUACCUGAACAUCCUGCCGAAAAACCCGAAUAGCACUGUCGACCGCGUGCUGAAGCACUUCCGUCUCGACGGCAACGCGAUCAUCAGCUUCGACAAGGCGAUGCCGUUCAUCGGCGCCAACACGCCUGUGCGCGCCGCAGACCUGUUCGGUUCGUAUGUCGAGCUCUCUCUGCCGGUCGCGAAGCGCAUUCUGCCCCAGCUUGCGUCGAUGUGCAGCGACGCCAAGGACAAGGCGAAGAUCGACGCCCUCGACGCCGACUACACGCACAGCGUGACGGAGAAGAAGCUCUCGCUGCUCGAGCUCCUCGAGUCGGUCCCCAGCUGCCGUGCCGAGCUCGACUUCUUCCUCGGCAACCUCGCCAAGCUCAAGAUCAGGCAGUACAGCAUCUCGUCCUCGCCGCUCGAGAGCAAGACCGAGGCGACGUUGACGUACACUGUCCACAAGCCUGCGUCCAAGAGCGGAAACGGAACGUACCUCGGCGUAUGCUCCAACUACCUUGCGGGCCUGAGCGAGGGCGACGAGCUCUUCUGCGUCGUCAAGUCCAGCGGCGACUUCCACCUCCCUGAGCCCAGCACGCCGGUCGUCCUCUUUGCGGCCGGAAGCGGUAUCGCGCCCUUCCGUGGCUUCAUCGCUGAGCGUGCGGCGCAGAAGGCCGCAGGCGAGCCCGUCGCCGGAACCCACCUCUACUUCGGGUGCCGUGACGAGACGUCGUUCCUGCACGGUGCCGAGCUGGGCGAGUGGGUCAAGUCUGGUGUUCUUGUCCUCCACCCCGUGCUGUCGCGCAGCCAGCAGGCGUCCUUCAAGAAGGGCGGGCUGAAGGGAACCGCUCUUCCGCCAGCGAAGAAGUACAUUCAGGACCUGGUGUAUGAGGACCGCGAGGCGCUUAGGGAUCUUUACAAGGCUGGAGCGCGGUUCUACACCUGUGGCUCUGGAGCCAAGAUGGCUGCCGACCUCCGCAAGACGGCGGUCCGCAUUAUCAGCGAGCUCAAGGGUGUUAGCGCCGAGGUGGCGGAGGAGAAGAUGGAGGAGAUCUCGAGGGAGAAGUACAAGACGGAUGUGUUCCUUUGA
Molecule: messenger RNA, 3327 nt
Organism: Trichosporon asahii var. asahii CBS 2479
Lineage: Eukaryota; Fungi; Basidiomycota; Tremellomycetes; Trichosporonales; Trichosporonaceae
Product: NADPH reductase
Exons: 1
Coding region: 1-3327 (1108 amino acids)
Cellular component (GO): cytosol
Molecular function (GO): iron ion binding; FMN binding; NADPH-hemoprotein reductase activity
Source: RefSeq, a predicted model, not a curated record